CUGCGGCUACGCUGGAGGGUCGGCGUGGCGGUUGUGGGCCGGGCAGCGACGCCCCCGGAUCUCAGGGUGCCGUGAGCUGCGAGGUGAAAGCCCUGUGUGAUGGAGGUGGGCAUUCCGGCUGGAUACAGCCCAACAAGCAAAGGCACCGACAACAUGCUAGAGAACAAGGCCAUCAAAUCACCCAAGGCGGUCAACUUCGAGCCGGCCCACGGCCGCAUGGACAGCAGAAAGAAGUACCUGACGGCUAAGUACGGCAGUCACCAGAUGGCGCUCAUCAGGAAGCGGCUCAGCGUCGAGAUGUGGGUCCUCGAGGAGAUGGCCAAGCUGUACGGCCCGCAGACGGGAGACCAGGCGGCGGCGCACCAGGAGCUGGACCUGGACGAGCUGCUGGACAUCGACGGCACUGCCGAGCGACGCAGCUACCUGCGCCGUCUGCUGGCCGACGCCAGCGCCCCGCCGCGGCAGCAGCUCCACGCUUUCAUCGAGGAGCUGCUGGCGCAGGCCGACAAGCUGUGAGGCGGACGGGGGCGGCGCGGCGGUCGGGCUGCCCCUCGUGUGUCACCUGGACGCCGGGCGACCGGAUGCGGUGUCGGGCGCCCCGGCUUCGCUCCGCCAGCGUCGCUCCGUCGGCAGGAGAGGCACGCGACGGCGCCCCCCCGGCAAAUGACGCCACCUCGGCGGGGUCUGGUCUCCGCUCACCGGCGUGGCCAACGGCGGCUGCGCCCGGCCCGAGCGGGAUGACGUCAUGACACGAGACACGAGGAGAACGAGCAGGCGGUGUACAGUGGCGCGUUCGGAGGGUCGUGCGUGAAUGUCGCCUGGACCGGGCGGCGUCCAGGUGACGUGGCGGUGACCACGGGCGAGGACUCAGCAGCCCCGCUGUUAAACUGACGUCACUCAGCGAGAAACUGAUUGGACGUUUUCGGCGAAUGGUCAGGGCGGCUUUCUGGGCUCAUCGUCACCAGCCACAGUCAGUUGUUGGUGCUGCUGGAGCAACGGAAAACAUCAGCGUUGCUCGUACUGGCCAAGCAUGCCAAGUGCGCCAGUUCCGACUGACUGUCGGGCUGCCCGCGCUAUGCACCGGCUCCCUAUCAGGGCUCGAUCCGCCGAGGCUCUGAGAGCCAGCCUGGUGAGGGAGACGGCACGACGCGCCAGCACCGGCACGGCUGACCAGCCCCAGCGCCGGCAACGCCGGCACCAGGCAGUUGGAGCCUCGGGGACGUUCCAGGUGCCGCCAGAGGACAGCUGGGCGAGCCCGGCUCAGCACGCCAUCCUGUCCAGCUGCCGACCGUCACCGCUAGAGCAGCGGCUGGGUCCAGCCGGCCAUGUGUCGCACUGCCCUGUCGUAGCUGUGGUGUGUCACAGGACCCGCAAAGCUGACACGCUCGCGGCGCGCCGUGUUCACGGAGGGAAGCAUCCCGCAGUGGAACACAACGGUUAGUGACGUUAGUGUAUUAGGCAGCGACCGGGUUCUAGUUGUUCUGUGCGGUCGUCCUUGCUGAGCGCUACCCAAGAGCCGCAUCACGACCCGAGUACCAUUUUCGUUCGAGCGGCGAUGUCUCGGCAGCCGCGAGCGUUUACCAUCUGACGUACCAAUACAUGUACGGAACGCG
This is a messenger RNA of Pollicipes pollicipes, 1613 nucleotides long. RefSeq names its product protein phosphatase 1 regulatory subunit 14C. The transcript is spliced from 5 exons. Gene Ontology annotation, biological process: regulation of phosphorylation. Gene Ontology annotation, cellular component: cytoplasm. The coding region runs from base 100 to 516 and encodes 138 amino acids. NCBI's taxonomy places the organism in Eukaryota, Metazoa, Arthropoda, Thecostraca, Pollicipedomorpha, Pollicipedidae. The record is from RefSeq and is a predicted model, not a curated record. Gene Ontology annotation, molecular function: protein serine/threonine phosphatase inhibitor activity.